AUGUCGAACUAUAAUCGAGUUGGUUCGAAGAUAAAUGAAGAUUUGGAAGAAGAGUUUGUGGAAGACUCUUUAGAUUUGGAGAGUGAUAUUAAAGAAGACAAUGAAAACUUGGAAGAAGAGAGAGUUGAAGAUUCUUUAGAUUUGGAUAAUGAUAUUGAAGAAGAUAAUCAAGAUUUUGAGGAAGAGAUAUUGCCUAUUGAAGAAGAUGAAGGUUUAGAAGAAGGAGAGUUACAUGAGGAAGAAGUUGUUCAUAUUGAAGAAAGUGAAGGUUUAGAAGAAGGAGAGUUGCAUGAGGAAGAAGUUGAACAUAUUGAAGAAAAUGAAGAUUCUGAGAUCAAAGAAGAAGUGAAGAAUACGUUACAAAUUCUGGUUCCAGCCUAUAAUGAGUAA
Molecule: messenger RNA, 390 nt
Organism: Medicago truncatula (barrel medic)
Lineage: Eukaryota; Viridiplantae; Streptophyta; Magnoliopsida; Fabales; Fabaceae
Product: histone H2A.Z-specific chaperone CHZ1-like
Exons: 3
Coding region: 1-390 (129 amino acids)
Source: RefSeq, a predicted model, not a curated record